Molecule: messenger RNA, 2035 nt
Organism: Cynoglossus semilaevis (tongue sole)
Lineage: Eukaryota; Metazoa; Chordata; Actinopteri; Pleuronectiformes; Cynoglossidae
Gene: sinhcafl
Product: SIN3-HDAC complex associated factor, like
Exons: 6
Coding region: 546-1211 (221 amino acids)
Biological process (GO): negative regulation of cell migration
Cellular component (GO): Sin3-type complex
Source: RefSeq, a predicted model, not a curated record
AUGCGAAAAUCUUGUUCUUUUGUAUGACACCUUUAAGCAUCACAAAAGCAGCUGGUAUCGUUACUGAGUCGAAAUUCACGGAUAAUUCGCUGCAAAUCUCUUCGUGAACACGGUGCUGGAAGUGCGUAGCUGAUAAAAUGUAAACAAAGUCGUUCGCGCCAUGUCACUGGGCUGUUUUUCUUUAAAGCUUUACAUCCAGUUGCAUGCUGGGACUCCGAGUUAGAAAAAUACCCCAAACAACGGUUGACGUCACGGGGUAUUCGCGCCCUCUUACUACACCUCCCAUCAUUCGCCGCUUGCGCCAAGAACGUGAGGGCGGCGUCGAUUGGCUGCCACUGAGUUCAAACUCAAAGACUGCACUCCUUAUAUGGUCCUUGAGUGUUCAGCCCUUUCAUUUCGGCUUUCUAUGUUAAUGGAAUUCUAAUUGCCAGCUGUAUGCAGCCGUAGUAAGAGCAUGCGCAGUGUAUCCCCAGCGUACGGCGAAGAUUCAAAGUUUUUGUUCAGUAUUUUUGUGUGCAUCAACAACACAGAUCGUCAGAUAGACUAUGUUUGGCUUUCACAAGUCUAAAAUCUACAGGAGUAACGACGGCUGUUGCAUCUGCAAGACCAAGUCCUCCAGCUCCCGCUUCACAGACAGCAGCAGAUAUGAAGAAACCUUCAGGCUCUGCUUCGGGUUGUCAGAAGACCGUGUCGGAGACAUCUGCAACGCCUGUGUGCUUCUGGUGAAGAGGUGGAAGAAGCUUCCACAUGGCUCAAAGAAGAACUGGAACCAUGUUGUGGAUGCGAGAGCAGGGCCAGGCUUCAAGAUGACAAAGCCUAAAAAGAUUAAGAACAGCGAUGGGAAGAGGAAAAGCAAACUAAAGAAGCUGCACAAGUUGAAGAGACAAAACUCUGAUGCCCAUAGCACGACCUCUAGUGUUUCUCCCGCACAGUCCCCAAGCUACAGCAACCAAUCGGAUGAUGGUUCUGAUAUUGAGUCCAAACAGAGACGUCCCACUCCCUCCAUCUUUUCCUUUUUGGACCGUUCCUACUGGAAAAGACAAAAGGUUUGCUGUGGGAUUGUCUACAAAGGGCGGUUUGGAGAGGUCAUUAUUGACCCACGGCUUUUCAAACCCUGCUGCAGUUCCAAAAAGCAGAAGACGCUGUCUUCCACACAGGUUCCUGAUGCUCUUCCUCCACAGCUGCCAGAAACUGUGAAAGAAGUGUGGUGAUUGUUGUAGUUACCCCGUCUUCCUCCAUAGCUAUCCAUGGCAUCUACCUGGAUUUGUCUCCAGUGGCAGACCUCCCAUUCCCUCACACCUAUUAGAUUGGUAUUGUUAGAUCAUUUUGAAUAUGUUUGUUGUUGUUUUUUCUUUCCAUGUGGGUAUUUUUUUAUUUUUUGUAAAUAGAUCAUUUUUUUUAUAAAAAAAAGGAAAAAAUAAAAAAAACCAUAGGCAUUAGUAUUUAUAGAAUGAUGUAACACGUUCUGUUGAUGCUCCAUUUCCAGCUAUGAAAUUUGGUUUGUUCUUUUUUGUUGUGAUUACAUUUUGUCACUUUUAUACAUAUCAAAACAGUUAAUUCUUUAAAACUAUCGUAAGUUUUCCAGUGAAAAAUGCCAGCUAUUUUUACACAAUCUUUUUCAUGUGUCAAGGAUUUUCUCCAAUGAAGUGCUGCAGUUUGUUUCUUGUGCGAAUGUUGGCGUGUAGGAUUGUCUUGUUCACAGAGGUCUGUUGGUGACAGCAGGGAUCAUUAGACCAACGGGCCUCUGAAUUUAGCUUUUUAUGUAUAUAUGUAUGGAUGAAGAGGGAUGAUAGACAUUUUCUUGGCCUGAACAUGCCAUAGCUUUUACUUUAAUAUGCAGUUUGCUCACAUUGACACAGGUAGACGUUAUAGACUAAGUAGUACAUUCUGCUGCCCUCCUGGAAUGACAGUGAUGUAUUUAUUUCUGUUGUACAGUUUAAAGUGAAACAAUGGAGUGUAAAACAUGUUUUUUCAAAAAGAAGAUGAUUUUGUAAAUACAGUGUAUUGGCUCUCAGUGCAUCUCUACCUUUUCAAA